Messenger RNA from Fomitiporia mediterranea MF3/22, 2553 nucleotides. RefSeq lists its product as uncharacterized. Gene Ontology annotation, molecular function: beta-glucosidase activity. NCBI's taxonomy places the organism in Eukaryota, Fungi, Basidiomycota, Agaricomycetes, Hymenochaetales, Hymenochaetaceae. The transcript is spliced from 16 exons. The record is from RefSeq and is a predicted model, not a curated record. The coding region runs from base 1 to 2553 and encodes 850 amino acids. Gene Ontology annotation, biological process: glucan catabolic process.
AUGCCUCGUUCAUUCCUGCAAGCAGAUGUCUCCCAGCUCGUUAAGAGACUCACUCUCGACGAAAAGAUUAGCCUCCUCAGCGCACCAGACUGGUGGAACACGUCCGCAGUCAAACGACUCGGCAUCCCAGCCGUGCGCAUGAGUGAUGGUCCCAACGGUGUUCGAGGCUCCUCACACUUUAUCUCUACUCCUGCACAAUGCUUGCCGUGCGGGACGGCUUUCGGGGCGACAUUUGAUCCUGAACUUGUUUUUAAAGUCGGCGAAUUCCUGUCGGCAGAGGCUAAAAUAAAGUCCUCGGUGAUUCUGCUCGCACCAACUUGUAACAUACAGCGUAACCCGCUCGGUGGGCGAGCCUUUGAGUCAUUCUCCGAAGAUCCGACGCUAUCUGGUUUACUGGCGGCUGCGUACGUCAACGGCUUGCAAUCCCAGGGCGUUUCAGCGGCUAUAAAGCACUUUGUUGCAAAUGACCAAGAAGUUGAACGGACAGCUGUGGACUCCGUCGUCUCCGAAAGAGCUCUCAGGGAAAUUUAUCUUUAUCCGUUCAUGCUCGCUCAGAAACAGGCAAAACCAUGGGCCUUUAUGACGUCAUACGGCCGUAUAGAUGGUGUUCACUGUUCGGAGAACAAGCGACUUCUUAAGGAUAUACUGCGUACAGAAUGGGGGUUUGAUGGCUUAGUCGUCAGCGACUGGUACGGGACAUACAGUGUGGACCUCGCAAUCAAUGCCGGUCUUGAUUUAGAAAUGCCUGGCCCAUCGCGGUGGCGUACUCUUACCCUUGUGACACAUAUGGUAUCUUCGCAGAAAGUCUCAAUGAAGGACAUUGAUGCCAGAGUCAAGACAGUCCUUUCGCUUGUUCAGAAAGUCGCUAAGAAGAACCCCGAUAUCGUAUAUGGCGACGGCAGUGAGAAGACGCGUGACUCUCCGGAAGCCCGAAAGUUCUGCAGGGAUCUUGCUUCAGAAUCCAUUGUCCUGCUGAAGAACCAUGAGGGGGUUCUUCCCGCUCGUGUGGGAACGGUCAAAACUAUUGCUGUUAUCGGGUCGCAUGCGAAGGCCUCUGUCGUUUCUGGCGGUGGUUCAGCUGCGCUCAAACCAGCGUAUGUCGUGACACCUUUGGACGGGAUUUUGAACAAUGCAGCGUCCGACUUCGAGAUUAAGUACGCCGUAGGGUGCUACGCCCAUAAAUACCUUCCGACUGUCGAAUCUCUGCUAAAGACCCACGACGGAAAGCCAGGAUGGCUAUGUACAUUUUACCAAACGGAUGAGGAGGGGUCCCUUACGAACGCGGUCGCUGAUUAUGUCUUGAAUGACACUCGCGUAAAGGUGAACGACUUCCUGCCAGAGGGAAUGGGUGACGAGUGGGGGAUGAAGCUUAAAGGUAUUCUGACUGUUGAGGAAGAUAUGCUAUUUGAAUUUGGCCUUGCUGUAGCUGGUCGUGCAAAGAUGUAUGUUGACGGGAAGUUACUCAUCGACAACUGGGACAAGCAGAAGCCAGGAGAGUUCUUCUAUGGACAAGGCUCGAUCGAAGAGAAGGCAUCAGUACCCCUAUGUGCGGGCAAGCCAGUCGAUAUCGAGGUUGUCUAUAUUAACUCCUCACCGCCACUUGAAGAAGGCGAAGAAAGAGACUUAUCACAGCCAGCUCUCAUGCGUGGAUUACGUCUAGGCGGAGCAGAGAAAAUAGACGAAGACAGUGCUAUCAAGGAGGCUAUUGAUCUUGCUGCAAGCUGCGACCUGGCUGUCGUAGUUUGCGGCCUUACACCAGAGUGGGAGGCCGAAGGCUUCGACCGUCCGACCUUGGAUUUACCCAGGCGACAGAAUGAACUUAUUUCGUCGAUUAGUAAAGCGAAUUCCAAGACGGUAGUUGUUGUUCAGGCUGGCUCCGCUGUUAAUAUGCAGCCAUGGGUUAAUAACGUCGCUGCGAUAUUGUACUCAUGGUAUUUGGGAAAUGAGUCAGGGAAUGCUAUCGCAAAUAUCUUGUUUGGAAAGGUCAACCCCUGUGCUAAAUUGCCCCUUACUUUACCCGUCCGCAUAGAGGACGUGCCCUCUUACCUGUGUUCUGGCAGCGAGAACGGAAAGGUCUUCUACAGGGAAGACAUAUUUGUUGGGUAUAAACACUAUCAAUCUAGGAAGAUUAAACCGCUUUUCGCCUUUGGCCAUGGGCUGUCGUAUACUUCAUUUACGCUAUCAGAGCUCAAGAUUAAUGUAUCUCCAUCCGGGACCGACUUCGCGGCGGAUAUUUUAAUCAAGGUGACGAACACUGGCAGCGUGUCUGGCUCCGAGGUUGUCCAGGUUUACGUUACCCUCCCGCCAAAUGGAACGGCAACUCCAGAGCGUCAGCUGAGGGGUUUCACGAAAGUGCGCGACUUGUCGCCGGGUUCAAACCAGAUCGCCAAAGUUCACUUGGACAAGUACGCUGUGUCAUUUUGGGAUACCCCGAUAAAUAAGUGGCGUGUUGUUGGGUCCAAGUAUGUUGUCCAUGUCGGGAAUAGUAGUGACAAUUUAACUCUAGAGGGAUCGUUCAAGAUUACAAGUGGAUUUACAUGGAGCGGUUUGUGA